CUUCAAAUAAAAGAGUUCCAAAACAAAAACCGCCAAGCUGAAUGCGGCUCGUCGCACUAAUCACGACGACAGAGUAUACCUAAACAGUCCCAGAACAUGUGUAAGCAAUGAGUUCCAAGUUAACGGCAAACCCUGAUUUGGAUGUGUUUAAAGAGGAGAGGGAAGGAAAGCUACGAGAAGUUGGUGGUCAUGCAGUCUGGUCAUUGUCUUCAUGUAAACCAGGUUUUGGCGUAGACCAGUUGAGAGACGAUUCCUCGGACACAUACUGGCAGUCUGAUGGUCCUCAACCACACCUCGUCAACAUUCAGUUCCGCCGCAAAACCACCAUCCACGACAUCUGUAUCUACACAGAUUACAAGGCAGACGAGAGCUACACGCCCAACAGGAUAUCCAUCCGUGCUGGAAGCCAUUUCAAUGACUUGUUAGAAAUUGAACAAAUUGAGCUAAGUGAACCGGUGGGCUGGGUGUCCAUCCCUAUGAAACAAGUGAACAAUAAGCCAAUAAGGACGUUUAUGGUACAGAUAGCUGUGUUAUCCAACCAUCAAAACGGCAGAGACACACAUCUACGCAGGAUCAAAAUACGCUCGCCUGUCCACGACUUAUCCAUGGCUAAAAUGCCUAAGUUUACCAGUGUAGAACUGUUACAAUAUGCUUAUAUUAAAUAGUUUAAAUUAAUCCCAAA
Messenger RNA from Mizuhopecten yessoensis (Yesso scallop), 682 nucleotides. Its product is annotated as anaphase-promoting complex subunit 10-like. The record is from RefSeq and is a predicted model, not a curated record. The coding region runs from base 108 to 665 and encodes 185 amino acids. The transcript is spliced from 4 exons. Gene Ontology annotation, cellular component: anaphase-promoting complex. Gene Ontology annotation, biological process: protein K11-linked ubiquitination; anaphase-promoting complex-dependent catabolic process. NCBI's taxonomy places the organism in Eukaryota, Metazoa, Mollusca, Bivalvia, Pectinida, Pectinidae.